CACACUGCAUUCCACCGCUUAGCAGCACGUGUGUCGUCCCGUCCGUAAAUAAUAGUUUUAUUAUUGUUUUACUGACCAAAAUGACCCAGGCGGAGAUUGUGAAACGUCUCCGGGAGGAGUACGACAGAAGGCACAGCCAGGAGCAGAAGCCCAAGAAGGCGGAGGAUCUGCUUACCCUCACCAAAAAGUUCCACCAGCGUGUGCUCGAUCUGUUGACCACUCACAAAGUGCCCUACUCCAAUAAAGAAGAUGAAGACACCUACGAGGAUUACCUGCUGCCGGAUACUAAGAAUUCGGGCGGGAAAAACAAGAAAAAACAGAAAAAGCAGGAAAAACUUAAAAAUCAGGACUCCGACGACGAGGAUGUGGACGCCCGCAUCGCCUCCAUCAAGAACAAGCUGCGCCAGAAGAAGGGACCCACCACAGAGCGCCAGCAGAAAAGGAGAGAGUCCAAAAAGCUGAAGCGCAGUAAGGGCGUCCAGAAACUGCUCCUUUCCUCGGCCAAAAACCUAAAGAACGAGAACGUCAAGCACCAGAAGUUGAAGAACGGACUGGUCAAGACGGAGCAGGAUCCGGAGGACAGCAAGGAGCAGAUUCAACCGGUCAAAGUGCAGCCGGUCUACAACCAGGAGGCCAAAAUCGUGUAUUCCAAAGUGGACUUUGCCGCCAAUCCGGGUGGUAAGGUUAAGAAGUCCCACCAAAAUCCCAAGGAGAUCCUGAAGAAGUUGCGCGACACCAAGAAGCAUCUCACCGAGCUGCGUGAACAGGGCGAAACGGAAAAGGCCGCCGAGAUGCAGACGGACAUCGCCUGGCGCAAUGCUUUCGACAAGGUCGAGGGAAAGAAGGUCAAGGACGACACCAAGCUGCUGCAAAAGGCCAUCAAGAAGCGGCGCGUCGAGAAGAAGAAGUCGAAGACCAAGUGGUCCGAGCGCAAGCAGAAGGUCGAGUAUGACAAGGAGAAGCGACAGAAGAAGCGCCAGGGUAACCUGGAGAAGCGCAGCAAGGACAAGAAGACCAGGAAGCUAAAGACGGCCAGCAAGAAGGGCCGCAUCAUACCCGGCUUCUAAUAAGUAACUAGCCUUAAGUGUAAAUUAAUCUAAUGUAUGCCACGUUGAAAUUCAACUCAGAAUGCUCUAGAAAAAAAGUAAUUGUUUGGAAAA
Messenger RNA from Drosophila elegans, 1160 nucleotides. It is a transcript of the gene Surf6, whose product is annotated as surfeit locus protein 6 homolog. The coding region runs from base 81 to 1067 and encodes 328 amino acids. NCBI's taxonomy places the organism in Eukaryota, Metazoa, Arthropoda, Insecta, Diptera, Drosophilidae. The record is from RefSeq and is a predicted model, not a curated record. The transcript is spliced from 2 exons. Gene Ontology annotation, cellular component: nucleolus. Gene Ontology annotation, molecular function: DNA binding; RNA binding. Gene Ontology annotation, biological process: ribosomal large subunit biogenesis; ribosomal small subunit biogenesis.